This is a messenger RNA of Brassica rapa (field mustard), 3886 nucleotides long. RefSeq names its product probable inorganic phosphate transporter 1-3. Gene Ontology annotation, cellular component: membrane. The record is from RefSeq and is a predicted model, not a curated record. Lineage: Eukaryota; Viridiplantae; Streptophyta; Magnoliopsida; Brassicales; Brassicaceae. Gene Ontology annotation, biological process: transmembrane transport; phosphate ion transport. Gene Ontology annotation, molecular function: phosphate transmembrane transporter activity.
AAAUAAUUAUAUAUAUAUAUAUUAGGGUUUUAUCAUGAUUAUAAAAAAAUAAUGUUGAUAAUUGAUUAUUAAAUACUGGUUCCAAACAAAAAAUACUGGUAUCAAACGGGUCUGGUUUAUCGAAUUAUGAAUUACACAAAAGCUAUUGUUUUGCGGCUAACCAAUGCCAAUAUGUUAAAUAUUGUCUUAAAUUCAAAUGGACUACAAGCAAAUUAAAAAUCCAAGAAGAUGCAGGCAAUCACGUUGCUUGCAUUUCUUUCUCAUCUUCUCUAUAAAUUGCCACAAUAAUUGUUCAUUUCUAAUCACCACAUAUCUUCUCUCCCAGUCGUCCCUCUAACUCUCCAUAUAAGUUCUUAAUCUCAUUCAAAGCUGAUUAAGGUGAAUAUUACUUGCCUCGGUCGAAUUUAUUUUAUACCUUAUCAAGUUAGUAUGUUAGCCUUUUCCUUCAAUUUUUUUUUCGUACAAAGUAGAACGUACCAUAUUCUUUAAAAAAUAUUAAUGCUUUUAGUUUUUUUUCCUCGUAUAGAAAAUGAUUAAAUGAAAUAUUCGAUUAUUUACCUUGUUUGGUCAUAGAACUCAAGGCAAUGGCUGAAGAACAACUAGGAGUGCUCAAGGCACUCGAUGUUGCGAAGACGCAACUUUACCAUUUCACGGCAAUUGUCAUCGCUGGGAUGGGCUUCUUUACCGAUGCAUACGAUCUGUUCUGCGUUUCCUUGGUGACCAAGCUCCUUGGCCGCAUCUACUACUUCAAUCCGUUGUCAGAGAAGCCUGGCUCACUUCCUCCUCAUGUCGCGGCCGCUGUCAAUGGUGUGGCUCUUUGUGGAACCCUUGCUGGUCAGCUCUUCUUCGGAUGGCUUGGUGACAAGCUCGGAAGGAAAAAAGUGUACGGUGUCACUUUAAUCAUGAUGAUUUUGUGCUCCGUAGCUUCGGGUCUCUCCUUCGGAAACAAAGCCAAGGGUGUCAUGACCACCCUCUGCUUCUUCAGGUUUUGGCUAGGAUUCGGUAUCGGAGGUGACUACCCUCUUUCUGCCACCAUCAUGUCUGAAUACGCAAACAAGAAGACCCGUGGUGCUUUCAUAGCUGCUGUGUUUGCUAUGCAAGGCAUCGGGAUCUUGGCCGGAGGUUUUGUGGGUUUAGCAGUAUCUUCCAUAUUCGACAAGAAGUUUCCAUCGCCGACCUAUGCAGUUAACAGGGCUCUCUCAACGCCUCCACAAGCUGAUUACAUUUGGCGAAUCAUUGUCAUGUUUGGUGCUCUACCCGCAGCCUUGACUUACUACUGGCGUAUGAAGAUGCCCGAAACUGCUCGUUACACCGCUUUGGUGGCCAAAAACCUAAAACAGGCCACACAAGAUAUGUCCAAGGUCUUACAAGUGGAGCUUGAAAUGGAGGAGAGGGAUGAAGAUAUCCUUAAGGACCCUAGACUUAACUAUGGCUUGUUCUCCAAGGAAUUCCUUAAACGCCAUGGUCUUCCCCUCCUAGGAUGUACCUCCACUUGGUUUUUGCUUGACAUUGCCUUUUACAGCCAAAACUUAUUCCAAAAGGAUAUCUUCUCGGCUAUUGGAUGGAUCCCAAAGGCAUCCACCAUGAACGCCAUCCAUGAGGUUUUCAAGAUUGCGAGGGCUCAAACUCUCAUCGCGCUCUGCAGUACUGUCCCUGGUUACUGGUUCACGGUUGCGUUUAUUGAUAUCAUGGGAAGAUUUGCUAUCCAACUGAUGGGAUUCUUCAUGAUGACCGUCUUUAUGUUUGCCAUCGCCUUCCCUUACGACCAUUGGAUCAAACCAGACAACCGUAUCGGAUUCGUGGCUAUGUACUCUCUAACUUUCUUCUUCGCCAAUUUUGGACCAAAUGCAACCACCUUCAUUGUACCAGCUGAGAUCUUCCCGGCUAGGCUAAGGUCUACGUGCCAUGGAAUAUCAGCUGCAACAGGUAAGGCUGGAGCCAUCGUGGGAGCUUUUGGGUUCCUAUACGCAGCUCAGCCACAGGACAAGACCAAGACGGACGCAGGAUAUCCACCGGGCAUUGGAGUCAAGAACUCACUGAUCAUGCUUGGUGUCAUCAACUUUGUCGGUAUGCUCUUCACCUUCCUUGUCCCUGAGCCCAAAGGAAAAUCCCUCGAAGAACUCUCCGGUGAGACUGAGGCAGAGAAAUGAUCAACAUGAAACUAUAUUGUAUUUCUAUUUUUCAUAUUUUGUUUGAAGUGUGAUGUUUGCUUUUGUAUUGGUUUUUAUUAUAUUCGUUUGCCAAUCUUAACAUUUAAUGAUUUUAUAUGAAGAAUGUAUAAUGUUAUCCAUUAUAUUGAGAGGUGUAGAAUAAGUGGGGUUAUGCAUAUCUUCGAUUUAAUUGAGUUGUUUUUUUAGAUUUUUUUUAUAAUUGAUUCCAAAACUUCAAGUCUCCAAUGGUAAGGGCUAUAUUAAAUUUACCUACGUACCUGGAAACAUAAGCAGGUACAUAGAAACAGAAACGGAUGGAAGUGAAACCGUAUGGAAGCGUAUAAGUGAUAUUUUUUAAAAAAUUAGGAAACGGGUAUAUGUUGGAAGCGUAUCCAUAUAUAUAUACACAUAUAAAAAAAUUUAAGAAAAAUCUAGAAUUAAAAAUAAUAUGAUUUAAAUUUAAGAUAAAGCAUUUAUUAAUUUAUAAUAAUUUUGAAAUGAUUUCAUAUUAAAACUGUAAAAUACUCAUAAAUUAAAUUUAAAAUAAAUUAUUAUAUCAGUUAUGUUUAAUACUUUAUAACUAAUGGACAUGAUAUAUUUGACUAUAUGAUUUAUCUUUAAUAAAAACCUCAAUGCAUAAAGAUAAUUUAUAGUAUUAAUUUUAAUAUUUGUAAAUUUCUAUUCUCUCUAUUCAAUACUAUUAAAAUUUGGAUUUUAUAUAAAUUAAAAACUAUAAUUUUAUAUUUUUAUUGAUAUAAGACAUUGUGUUUUUUUUUAAGUAUGGAAGCGUGAUUCCAAAACAGAAUCAUAAGCUUCGAAAGUGUUUUUAAAGAAAAUAUUUUAGAAGCGUUUUGGAAGCGAGAUUCCUUAAGCUUCCACAAGUUUCCGAUUCCGAUUGUGGUUUCGAAGCGAGAAGUGGACGUCCGAUGAAGUUUCCAUGCAACAUAGGAUUUACUCGGCCUCAUUCCAUAUUUGAUUAGUGGAUCUUUUGAAUCAUUUCUUCUUUUUAGUUUGCUUUUCGAUAAACUCUAGUACUCCCUCCAUUCUUAAAAGAUCCAUAUUCUAAAGAAAACUUUUGUUUCAAAAAGAUACAUAUUUUAUAAUUCCAAUGCAAUGUUUGUCAACUAAUAAUGAAAAAUUUUGAAGUUCAAGAACCACUACAAGAAAACAAAAGAUUUACGAAGGCGGUUUUCCUCGUGAUUUCGUCGUAAAAGCAAGUUUACGAGGAAUUAGCGAGGAAACCCGUUUCGUCGUUAUACGUUUGUUGUAACGUAUUUAUCCUCGCUAAUUCGUCGUAACGUAGCGAGGAAAUGAUUUUGUCGUAAAAACGACGAAUAAUAUUUCGUCGUAAAGACUACGUAAAGCUUCAACGUAAGGACGUCGCUAAAUUUCCUCGUAAAUACCUCGAAAUGAGUUCCUCGUAAAACACACGUAAAUAACUCGAAAGUAAAUACUCGUAAAGUAAACGUAAAUACCUUUAAAGUUUUCCUCGUAAAGAACACGUUAAUUUUCAACGUCAUUUCCUUGUAAAUCCUUCCUCGUAAAAACCUCGUUUAACUUCCACGUAAAGAAGUCGCAAACUUAGCUACGAAUUUACUUCGUUUCGUUAUUUUACAGAAAUAUAAAAAUUAUAAUUAAAAAAAUAGUUAAAAUAAUUUAAUUUAUUUAUAAAAUUAAAAUUCUAAAAAAAUCAAAACCAAAAAAGUUUAUAUAUAAAUAAGUUUUGAAUUUAUAAU